ACUCGAAGUAAUGGCGAUGACUAUAGCGAAGAGAUUGAAAGUGAAGACGACGACAACGUAUCAUGUAAUGGAAACAGUGAUAUACAGGGUUUGAAAGAAAAGGUUUUGACGUCUUGUUCAUGUGGAAAAAAUUGCUUAGACAGUGUCCCGUUAGAUGAUAUCCAGAGCUCGAUCUUGGCAUUAAGAGAACUUUCAAGAGAGGAAAGAGACAUGUUUAUCAUGGGGAAACUUUCGUGCAAUUCGAAUAGCUGUACACAGAGAGGAAAGGAAAGAAAAAGGAAGAGAUACACAUACUUCUUCAGGAAUAAGGAAAUUUGCAGGGGGUCUUUUCUUUUUGCAUAUGGUGUUGGUUCAAAAUAUGUGAAGAAUAUUGUGUCCCACAUGAACGAAAAUGGGUGCAUACCAAGAACGCACAAAAACAAGAAUAGACGCUCCAGCAAUGCUUUCUGCUUUGAUGACCUGAAAAAUGCAAUAGACUUUAUCCAGAAUUACGCUGAAGAGUUUGGACUCCCUCAGCUCUAUGUGAAAAACCAAGGACAUCCUCACAUCUUUCUGCCGUCAUCUGGUAACAAGUCAUCUCUGCAUUCAACCUACGUCACAUCAUGUACUGAAGCAAACAAACGCCACGUUGGUCUUACAACAUUUAAGCUUCUGUGGAGAGACUGCUGUCCCCAUAUCAAGUAUAUGACUCCACGUUCCGACAUCUGUCCAAAAUGUGAGAAUCAUCGGGCCAACAUAUCUACAGCUGCUGGACAACAGGAAAAACAGGAGCAUCUGCAGGCUUUCACUGAACAUUUGUUAAUGGUGGAGAAAGAGCGUCAGGUGUAUAACAAUGCAGUAAAGAAUGCGAGAAAAGAAAUGGAGCUAAAUCACAAUUAUCUUGUCAAAUUAUUAAAUAAACUACGAGGCUUACAAACCUGUUAUCUGCCGCUUGUCCUCCGAUCCCUCAAUUUCUACUAUAAACUUAAUGAAAACAGUUCAUUGCGAUUCAGAAAUCGUCGCGAACAAAGCGGAAAUUGGAUACACGCGGAAAAAAACCUGAAAUACGGUAUUAUUUGUCGUUUGGUAUCAAACAUUAAUAUUUUCUUUUUUUUAGGUGAAAACAAAAACAGAUAUGUUCUGGGAUAUCUGAUGUGGCGAACUCUCGUGGGCUUGCAUCACGAUAUUCAGCUGUCAAUGCAGGUUCCAUACCAUGGCCGAUGUCUUGUUGAUGCCGGAUUUGCUAACAUAAAGCGGCUGUACCACAGGACGGAUGUAGAUAGCCUUUCCGGUCUUGUUGAGGUGGUUAGGAAAAGCGCCAGAUCAAACUCUCCCGUUACCUACAUCAACGACGCUGGAGAACACAGCUGGGAGUGGUAUGAUUGGAAGUCGUUUACCAGCACGUUCUUCACAAAUGUGAAAGGCAUCCGGAAAAUGCGACAUUUUAGAUUUUCAUCAUUAUCACCGGGAAAACUGUUCGUCAAAAGUCACGCCGAUGACAGUGAACGAGAAAUCACGCUUCUAAAAUCCAGUAUCAGUCCGGAAGACAUAACAACAGGGUCAGUGAUGCCCGACAUUUUACCUCCCGGCGGGAUGACCUCAGAGAGGCAACGUUAUCUGUUCCGUGUUGUUCGCCCUUUUGUACGAGAUCCUUUUAAGGACACUACCUGUCCAGAGGCUGAAGAGUGAUGAAGAUUAUGAUAAAAUGAACGGUUUUAAAUGCAAACAUAAUGUAUUGUUAGGAUUCAUUUAAUGACAUUGAAAGUGUACUAGUAUUUAUUUUCGUUUUCCAACACGUUUGAAUUUUGUUUUAUUGAAUACUAACAUUUUAAACAUUUGAAAAUGUCAAUUAGUUUAGGGAAAUAUAUUUCUUCAGGACAAGAAAUGCCGUUGUUUUAUUUUUGAUGACGUUCUAAUGACAUUGAUAUUCUAUGACGUUAUGCAACGUUUUUAUGACGUUAUCUUGCAUUAGUUAGUGCAUUUCAAAUGCAUUUUAUCUAGUCUUAAACGGAGUAUUUGAUUAAACAUUUGGCAUCAAAAUACUCAGAAAGACGUGCUUAUUAAUAAACCAGCAA
Molecule: messenger RNA, 2054 nt
Organism: Magallana angulata
Lineage: Eukaryota; Metazoa; Mollusca; Bivalvia; Ostreida; Ostreidae
Exons: 4
Coding region: 211-1668 (485 amino acids)
Source: RefSeq, a predicted model, not a curated record